Exaiptasia diaphana is the source of this 8050-nucleotide messenger RNA. Its product is annotated as neurogenic locus notch homolog protein 1. The transcript is spliced from 17 exons. The coding region runs from base 113 to 6559 and encodes 2148 amino acids. Gene Ontology annotation, cellular component: protein-containing complex; plasma membrane. Gene Ontology annotation, biological process: regulation of developmental process; Notch signaling pathway; multicellular organism development. Gene Ontology annotation, molecular function: Notch binding; calcium ion binding. NCBI's taxonomy places the organism in Eukaryota, Metazoa, Cnidaria, Anthozoa, Actiniaria, Aiptasiidae. The record is from RefSeq and is a predicted model, not a curated record.
UUUAAAUGUUCGCUCAAUGACACUGCAACUAGGCCGUGACGAUGCCCGCCACACGGUUACCAAUCCCUGCAGAUCAUAACAUACAAUCAAGUCGGUUCCGGUGGAGGCUAGCAUGUGGAAAACUUUGAACUCGUUCUGGUUUUUGGUCAUCUUUCUAAACCAAAAAGCAGCCGGGUACUUUUACCAUCGUCUUAAGUCACGGGAAGGCAGUGAUUGUAUUGGAAGGCUCAGUCCGAGGAUUGCACACAAAUUUUGCAAAAACAAAUCUUGUAAAACCAUCAAGGAUUGUACGAACCCGAAACAUAGCUGCAUCUGUAACGAAGACUGUGGAAGAGUGUGUAUAGAUCCAAUUUCUACAUGUACAACUGGUUGGUGCCUGAAUGGAGGAGCGUGCUCGAUCGUCAAUGGUUCCACGCAUUGCAGCUGUCCUUCUAAUUUUACUGGGAAGCGAUGUGAASUUGAUGUUGAUGAGUGUUCAACGCUAUCUCAACCAUGCAAGAAUGGAGGAACAUGUACCAAUAUAAUUGGUGGAUAUUACUGCARAUGUAYCACUGGUUGGGAAGGCUCAGAUUGUUCUAUUAACAUUGAUGAAUGCAAGAAUGAUGAUGGGUAUCCAGUUUGUCAGCAUGGUGGAACUUGUGUUGAUAGAGUGGGAUCUUACAAGUGCAUAUGCCCUCCUGGGAAGACGGGUCUUAUUUGUCAAUUCGAUGACAAGUGUGCAUCAAGUCCAUGCAGUGGUAAUGCAACUUGUUUAACAUCUCCAUUUGGGGAGGCCAUUUGCAUGUGCUCAAGUGGAUGGACUGGGCCAAAUUGUGAUAUUGAUGUCCAGGACUGCAAUAUAGAUCAAUCUCCCUGUGGCAAUGGGGGGACAUGUAGAGAUAUACCUGGUAGCUAUGUAUGUGAUUGUGUUCCAGGAUUUACUGGAAGUCGAUGUGAAAUAAAUAUUGAUGAAUGUGCAUCUAGCCCAUGCAAAAAUGGCAUUUGCUUGGAUUAUUACAAUAAAUUCCAGUGUGCUUGUCACCAAGGCUGGACUGGACGAUUAUGUGAAGCUGAACUGAAUGAGUGCGAGAGUAAGCCAUGUCUCAAUGGAGGCCAGUGCCACGAUAAAAUGGCAAACUACAGUUGUACAUGUUUGCAAGGCUAUUCAGGAAGAAACUGUGAAAUUGACAUUAAUGAAUGUGAAUCGUCACCUUGUCAAAAUGGUGCAACUUGCCGGGAUCUCGUUGGGAAAUAUACUUGCUCUUGCCCACCUGGAUUUGCUGGAGAAAAUUGCCAAAAUAACAUCAACGAGUGUGCAUCGAUGCCUUGUCAUAAUUUGGGUUCAUGUGUUGAUGGGAUCAAUGAAUAUUCUUGUAAAUGUCAUGGUGGCUACACUGGSAAAAACUGCCAAAUCGAUAUUGACGAAUGUGCAAGCAGCCCUUGCCAAAAUGGAGGAACAUGUCAUGAUAAAGUUAAUGGUUAUACUUGCCAUUGUCCACUGGGAGCUUCUGGGGACCAUUGUGAGUAUGAUCCUGAUGAUUGCCCUCCUAAUGCCUGCAAAAAUGGCGGACAAUGCAUAGAUGGAGUAAACAGCUACUCCUGUAAAUGCCAUCCAGGAUUCUCUGGCUCACAUUGUGAUGUCCAGAUUAAGUAUUGCUCAUCYGCACCAUGUAGAAAUGGUGGAGCUUGUAUUGAUGGGAUUGCAGAGUAUCAGUGCCACUGUCCAACAGGUUACACAGGACGGAAUUGUGAGACAAUGAUUGACAGUUGCGUUGGUCACUCUUGCCGUAAUGGAGCCUCCUGUGUCAGUGUGUCAGCAUAUAGCUACACUUGCACAUGCCCACCUGGUUAUAGUGGCCAGUACUGCGAAGARGAUAUUGAUGAGUGUGCUUCAAAGCCAUGCGUUUCUGGAACUUGUGUAGAUGGUGUAAAUAAAUUCAUCUGUCGUUGUAAUCCAGGGUACACUGGGGAUAGAUGCCACAUCAAYAUUGAUGACUGUCAGUCCAGCCCUUGCGUCCAUGGAGGAACAUGUAUCGAUGGUGUCGACCAGUACACGUGCAAAUGUCCCAAUGGUUUCUCUGGCUCCAGAUGCGAGAUUCACCUUAAUGAGUGUCGAUCACAUCCAUGUAAACAUGGUGGUACUUGCAUUGAUAAAAUCGGCUCAUACAGCUGUUACUGCCCACCGGGAUACACAGGGACCAAUUGCCAGUACCCUAGGAACAGAUGUCAGAACAACCCUUGUCGUAAUGGUGGAACAUGCCAAAGAACUGGCGUAGACUUGUCUGAUUUCCGGUGCAUUUGCAAAAGUCGGUACAGAGGUACAAUAUGCGAUGUGGAGGAAUUAUCAUGUGCUGCAGCCGGGACGACGUGCUAUAAUGGGGGUACAUGUGUUGAUGAUUCUAAGGGCAUUCAAUCUUGUAACUGCAAGAAAGGCUUCUCUGGAAGCUAUUGUGAAAUAAAUGAUAACGAUUGUGCUAACGGCCCUUGUAAAUAUGGAGCAUCGUGUGCAGAUGGGGUAGCCAACUAUACGUGUACUUGCCAAAAAGGAUUUACUGGUCCAAAUUGUGACAUCAAUAUCAAUGAGUGUGCAACUAAUCCAUGUGUUCGUGGUACUUGCACUGAUCUUGUUGAUGGUUUUUUGUGCAACUGCCCGAAAGGCUACGUAGGCGCUCGUUGUGACAGCAACCCAAAUGAUUGCUUUGCUACCGCUUGCUUUAACGGUGGUACAUGUAAAGAUGGCAUUGCAAGUUAUCAGUGCUCCUGCAAACCUGGUUACACUGGAUCAAGAUGUGAGAUCGAUGUAGACGAAUGUGCUUCGAAUCCUUGUUCAGGAAUUGGUACGGAGAAGUGCUUCAAUCUAGUCAACAGUUACCAUUGUCAAUGCAAACGCGGAUUUCUUGGAAAACAGUGCGAGAUUAACAUCAACGAGUGCCUUUCAUAUCCAUGCCUUAACGGGGGAACAUGCAAAGAUGGCGCUGGUUCGUUUACAUGUCUGUGUCCUCAGGGUUUUACGGGCGAAAACUGCGAACGGCGAGUGUACUCGUGUAGUGAUUCACCUUGCGAAAAUGGAGGUACAUGCCAUAAUUAUAAAGGCUCAUACAAUUGUACGUGCAAGCCUGGUGUCUAUGGAAUACAUUGUGAAUGGAACAAAGAUGACUGUUUAUCUGACCCGUGUCAAAACGGUGGAACAUGUGUUGAUGGAUUUAGGAGUUAUACCUGCAAGUGUCCACGUGGGUAUACUGGAAAUCGCUGUCAGACCAGUGUCAAUGAAUGCCAGAGCCAGCCGUGCCAAAACGGUGGCAAGUGCAGAGAUCUUGUUGGUGGAUACAAAUGUGACUGUCCGGCCAAGUUGGUGGGUAAGAACUGUGAAGUGUUGGUGAAAGAUAAGUGCUUACACAAAGACUGUGCCAAGAGCUUUGAUGGAGGCAGAUGCGUGCAAAAGUGCAAUAACUACGAGUGUAAUUGGGAUGGUACAACAUGUUCUCUGGGAAUCAAACCGUGGUCGAACUGCACAACCAUCACAAAAUCGGGCAAAGCCUGUUAUGAGGUCUUUAACAACGGCCAUUGUGAUCAAGAAUGUAACACCGGAUCUUGCCUUAUGGAUGGCUUUGAUUGCAAAAAGCCCAUUCCUUCCUGUCCUCGCAAUGCGUUCUGCGCACCCCGUUUUGCGGACACCAGAUGCGACAAGGUUUGCAACAUCCCUGGCUGCUUGGAUGACGGUCUUGACUGCAAUGUGGACGUACCCAAGCGGGUUGAAGGCACUCUUGUCAUUGUUCUUCUAGUGACACCUAAAGCCUUCUUGAACGGAUCGCGGGCGUUCAUGAGGGAGCUUUCAAGAGUUCUUAACACUAUAACUUUUGUAAAAAGAGAUGAGAACGACAGGCCAAUAGUAAAACCCUUUCCUUUGCCGCCCUCUGCACCUGUACCAGUCGACAGAAAGAGAAGGUCAGCAAAAGAUAUUUUGUAUAUUGAUGUGGACGACUAUAGAAGUGGACGCUCUAGACGUGCCAGCAAUGCAAAGAACGGAGCUGAAGUACACGUGGAAAUGGACAACAGAGCAUGUAAAGAUAAUUGCUUUGAUAAUGCAGGAAAUGCUGCGAAAUACCUUGGCGCCUUAGCUUCUCAUGAAGAUUUGAAACUACCAUACGGCAUUUAUUCAGUACAAAGUGAAGACAAGCCCACGCAAGAACCCAAAACAACGUUCAAGCCAAGUCCAUUGUGGAUUGCCAUUCUCUGUGUUGGAAUUCCUCUGUUCAUCGUUGGUGUUUUGGCUGGUGGAAAGAGAAUGUACACCAAACUUUGGCUGCCCGAGGGCUUUCCUCCUAGACUCAUUCACCAAAGAAGAUCGUUAAGGCGGGAGCCUGUCGGGCAAGAAGUAUCAAUGAGGUCUAUGAACAAGAGCUCGACCAAUUUAGAAGAAGAAGGUGCGGUGGGUGGCGGUACUUUAUCCAACCGCUCAGAUCUUACACCACCUAGCGAGGCCAGGGAUAGCAAAAGGGUCAAGCUUGAAGAUCAAGAUUGUAAGGAAGUCGGAAGCGUGGAAAAGGAUAUGCGAAAGUGGACAAGACUUCACAAGGAAGCUGCUGAUGUCAAUGUACGUAACUGCUCUGCUCUAACGCCACCACAAGAAGGCGAAAGAGGGGUGGAUAACAGCGUUGACGCCCGAGGUCCCGGGGGAUUCACGGCACUUCAUCUUGCCUCAUGUCGAGGGACACUAUUAGAUGGAUGCAUUGACGAUGAUAAAGAUAGYGACGACAGUGGUGGUAUCAUGGUGUCGGACUUGCUUUCUCUUGGCGCGAGUUACGGCGCAAAAACCGAUGAAUUCCAAGAAACACCUCUUCACCUUGCAGCGAGAUAUUCUCGGGCUGAUGCUGCCAAAAGGCUUCUUGAUGCUGGUGCAGAUCCUAAUGCUAAGGACCGCCUUGGGAGAACGCCAUUACAUUUAGCCGUGGGAUCUGAUGCUCAGGGCGUGUUCCAGAUUCUCCUUCGAAACAGAGCCACGGAUCUUGAAGCGCGCAUGGACGACGGCACCUCCCCUCUCAUCCUAGCAGCACGGUUCGACCUCGUUGAUAUUGUCCGAGACCUCAUCAAAGCGGGAGCCAAAGUGAAUAAUACAGAUAACAAAGGCAAGUCGGCAUUACAUUGGGCCGCCUCCGUAAACAGUCACGAAGUCACUGCUGAAUUGACUAAAAAUGGAGCGAAAAAAGAUCUUCAAGAUGAAAAGGGUCAAACUCCAUUGUUCCUCGGUGCACGCGAGGGAAGCCUUGAAGCAGUUCGCAUAUUACUCGUGAACUACGCRAACCGCAAUAUCGCAGACAACAUGGAUAAAACACCAGAAAGUAUCGCUAGACAAAAGAUGCACCACGAUAUUGUACAACUACUGACAGACUGGUCGCUGGGCUGCGGAAACUCGCCCAAAGCAGCMCCAGCACCGACGUCUCCACCAGAUCACAAGUCGCCAAUUAAUGGAACGACCUCUCCUCCAUGUUUAGAGCAUUUGCAAAACGGCAAUGCGGUUGUCACACAUUUUCCACUUACAACUUCCGCAAGACCUAAGAUGUCGUCAACGAGUUCAAAUAAUGCUCGAGGUGCUAGAUCAAAGACKGGUGUUAAUGGCGGCGCCAAGAGAAAAAGAAGAAGACAACCUCGAAAGGAUGAGGAAGCUAACACUGAUAGCAGUAGUAGUAGCUCUAACACGAGAAAACCAAGCGAGAGCACUACUGUUUAUUCACCACAAGAAAAGCAACACUCRCCUUGUAGCAGCGGGGCGACUUUCUCUCCAAACUACAUGUCUUCCGUUGCGAACGGGUUCUCUCCCCAGGGUAGCUCAGGCACRGGGAUUUCCCCUUCAAAUUCAACAACUUUGUCACCUCCGCAAGACACUGGUUCUCCACCAGUGUUCACAGACUCRCCGUUUGACGAUGUCCUCGGCGAUAAUUACGAUUUAGAUGAAUUUCAAGGCAUCGACUUUGAUGACAUUAAUUUAAAUGAUCCCGAACUUUCUACAGACUUCGGUCCUGCAGACUGUGGCGUAGUGCCCGACACUUUAUCGAUGUCGUGCAUGCUGCCGACAACUGUUACGACAAUUGGCGAUGAAAUCAAUAAUACGUCGGACUGUAUGUAUCAUCCGGCACGACCACAACGGCGGGAAUAUAGCUCGGGUAUGAGGCUUUCGACGGCUCAAAGCAGCCCGAAUCUUCACUAUAAUGUGGACAAUGAGCCACGGCGUUUAACUGUAGUACCGGACAGAAAUGUUACAACUGUAGCUCAACGUAURCAAAACGGAUAUCCAUCAAAUAUCAGAGCCAUCCAAGCAUGCGCAAUGUCCAACGGUAUGGUUCAUUCAUCGAGAAAGGACUCGUACAACAAUCAAAAUCAAUUAUACCGACACAUACAACAACACCCGAAUAAUCUGGUGUACAACGAGAAUUAUCCUACGCCUCCAUCAGUUCAUUCCUUUACGACGUACGAUUCCUCGCCGCAAAAACUACCCGUCAGUUAUUUGACACCAUCGCCGGACUCGCCCGAGGAGGGGUGGUCAUCGUCUCCACAUUCGCUGAACUCUGAUUGGUCGUGUUAGGACACGUGAACAGUACCCAACAAUGUGGGGGUGAGAGUCGCAUAAUAUUCRUAUCCUAUAAUAUUAUCCACUGCAUAUAUGUACAGAAGCAAAGAUAUAGAAAACUAUAUAUUAUAUAAGACUAACUAGAAGUUAGUGUUUCUGAUGUAAAAAGUAACGCAAAGAGUUACUUAUCUAUAAAUGAAAUCAGAAACAUUUUAUACUUGUAGGGGAUAGACAUUUUGAAUGUAGAAUAUCUUAUUGUCCAUUUUUUAUCCACAUAUUUUAUUUUUUCGGCUCGAGAUCUCAUUUUGGUAAAUGAGGUGAAAGAUUUUACUUGCAAAACAUGUGAUUUUGUGAGUUUUUUUCACCUUUAUAGGGUUAUAAAGUAAUAUUAUUUAUAUACAGUACUAAGUAUUCGUACAGUACACUACAGUAGUGCUGAGGGCUUUUAUUUCGUUUAAUUUUUUUUACGUCGUUUUUAUGUCGUGGGCWAUAUAUUUAAAACACAAUUCGCACCAAAGCUAUACAUAUGAUUUCUAUAUGACCUGUGAUAUUACGGGUCUUAAUCAGCGAAAAAUAAGAAAAAUAUUAAAUCGAUUUAUAGAAAUUAAGAAUUUUAAAACAAAGAAAUUAGAUUAGAUUUUAUCGAUGUUCAAUGCACAACCAUGUAUGCAAGCCAUGUACUUCAUGUAAACACAACCGAAAUGCCUCGUGCUGUAUUGUUCGAUUAUAUAUAGCAUAAGGCAUUUCAAUGCAACUUACAUGAAUGACUGRCCCACCGGUAGAGUAAAAUAUUGUCGUGAUCUGUUUUCCCCCAAAUACAGAUAAGCAUAUUAUUGUUUGUCCUGAAGAGUUCUACUCGAUUGAUAAUCUAUAGAUCUUCAAGAUAAUUCCGCCGUAUAAAUUGAGUGAACCUGAACUGAAACAGUGUUGCUUUGCGUAAGUUGUGUCGCGUUGCGUAUCAAAGACACGCGUAAGASACAGACCUUCAGUUCAGAUUCUUUUCAAUGAUGGCCAUAUAUACUAAAUAUACAUCCGUUGUAUUACUGUUGAAUGUUAAACGUUCUUACGUACUGCCAAUACGGGCAAAAUUGAGUGAAAGUAAGCAGUUUAAUUUACGUAGCUUAAUUUACGUAGCUUUCGGGUUACCUUUGGGAAAAGAGAACAAAGACAACGCAGAAAAAAGCAGUUUUGUUCCGUUUUCCCAAGCACAAAGCUUUGUCUACAUGACAACUCAACGUUKAGUUUAUAUUUAGUAGUAACUUAUAAUUGACCUUGGUUUUAACAUGUUUAGUUAACUUUGAGUUCUUUACUCUUGAAAGGGGAAAUUCAGCAGUUCUUCAGCUGAAAAGAGUAACGAAAUUAAUCUAUAGCGAUAAUAUAUUUUUUACGAUUUUAUGGUAAAACUGAUUCUAAAUAAGGAUAAUCGCCGUGUAAAUACUAUGUACAUUGUACGAAAUUCAAACGAGCCAACUUUGAAAUAAAAUAUCAACAAUGUGAAGAAAUUAA